Molecule: messenger RNA, 732 nt
Organism: Rhodamnia argentea
Lineage: Eukaryota; Viridiplantae; Streptophyta; Magnoliopsida; Myrtales; Myrtaceae
Exons: 1
Coding region: 1-732 (243 amino acids)
Source: RefSeq, a predicted model, not a curated record
AUGAGGCCUUCUCAGCUCUUUCUCUUCGUCGUGCUCUUUGCCGUUUCUCUGAAGUCAACACAAGCAAUCCGACCAUUCGAAUGCGAGGUCUUUGACAAUACCUCCGGGACACCGGACACCCGGUUCAGGGGAGAGGUCGGAACAAAGUAUGGUGUGGAGACUUUGGUAGCUGCCACCGAGUUUGUCCUCAAGACAUUCAGUCAAAGCGAGACGGGGGGGAGAGGCUACGAUUUUGUUUUGCUGGUCGUCGAGAGCUUUGUCGCCAAUGGCAGACCCUUUGCCAUUGCAACCACCAAUGGCAGCCGGAUAUAUGUGAAUGCGGACUACCUCCAGAUAUUCCCCGGUAACAUGACGGAUGAGUUCACGGGGAUCGUAUACUUCAUGAGUGGCCUAGUCUGGGAAUGGACAGGCAACGGCAAUGCCCCAACGGGCCUCAUAACCGGGAUGGCCGACUACAUCAGGCUAACCGCUGGAUGGCGAUACUGGGGCUGGCCUCGUAGAGGUUCGGGGUUGAGAUGGGAUGAGGGGUAUGCGACCACGGCAAACUUCUUAGAGUUUUGUGAAUUGCUCCGACCAGGGUUCGUGUCGGACCUUAAUGCCAUGAUGAUUGAUUCCUACAGCGAUGUAUACUUCUGGGAGUUACUUGGAAAGUCUGUGGAUGUUUUGUGGGAGGAAUAUAAGUUAUUCUAUGGAAGCCCUGGACCAGCACCAGCCCAAACCAUCGGGUACUAA